GUGUUUCCACACGGAACUAUUAUUGUGUGUGACGCAUUAACGGUGCUCUGCUCACUACGUGCGAAUAAUGAUCUAUCUCAAACUUUCAAGCAAUCAUCGAUUAUUGGAUAUUUACAUUAUUUCUUAAUUUUUUAGGUAGGUACUAAACGCACAACACAGUUCUUAUGUUUUGUAUGCAUCGGCAGAUUAUGAAUUUCUUCCGCAACCGUCUGGUGGUUCUGGGGCUGGUGUUACUGGCCACGGUGCUGCUGUAUCUGCUGCUGCCCUCCAUCCGGCAAGGGAGCAUGGAACCGUCUCUGGAGGUGCAGCAGCGGAUGGGUCUGAUCCCCGCCUCUCCUCCUCCGCCGUCCGGCAUCAACAUCACGGUCAGGACCGGACAGCUGCCCGGGGACCCGCCGCUCUUCUUCCGGGAGGCUCUACCCGUGGACAACGCCGGACGACAGAUACUGCCCAGGCUGCAGUUGGUUCUGCUUCAUGGUCAGGCCUUCACCUCUAAGACCUGGGAGGAGUUGGGCACCCUCAGCCUACUGGCGUCCAACGGGUACCAGGCCCUCGCGCUCGACCUGCCCGGUUUCGGGAAUUCUCCAGAUUCAGAGUCGGUUAAGUCGGACCAGAGCCGCGUGGACCUGCUGAAGCGUUUUCUGGAAGCUCUGGGCGUGCGAGCGCCGGUGUUACUGAGCCCAUCUAUGAGUGGCCAUUACGCCCUGCCGUUCCUCCAGAAACACAGCGCCCAGCUGCACGGCUUCGUGCCCAUCGCCCCCGUGGGUACCCGCGGCAUCACCCCACAGCAGUACCGCGACAUCCAGACUCCGACGCUGAUCGUAUAUGGGGAGUUAGACACCAACCUGGGCGCCCAAUCACAUAAGAACCUGAUUCAGCUGCCCCAUCACACCGCGGUGAAGCUGGCGGGAGCACGACACGCCUGUUACAUGGACAAACCCCGCGAGUUCCACCGCGCUCUGCUCGACUUCCUCAGCAAGCUCGACUGAGUGCCAAACCAGUCAAACGAUUGUGUGGGAAAGACUACUAGAAGAAAAAGAGAGACACGAGAAAAGAAAAUGAUGAACAGGGCUGUGGAGUAGCUGUAAAUCCAGUCCUGAAACCUAAAACAACACCGGAACGUUCUAUCAUGCAUCUGUCCAUCCACAUCAACUCACUCUUUAUUAUUUCCCUUUUGUUAAUAUAUAUAAAACAAACGAAUCUUCUGCAGGAUUACUAGAGGACAGCUUCUUUUGUAGAUUGUAAACAUUGACUUUUAUAGGUUUCUACACUGUUGCCAUGGAUCCCUCUUGUUUUUACUGUUGGUACUGUAACAGCCUGCCUAAAGGUUGUUAUGGUUUCCAGUCUGAGGGUUGUUCUGUAAUGCAGUUCCUAUGGUUUCCAGUCUUGAGGAGAGUUCUGUAAUGAAGCUGCCAUGUUUUCCAGAAUGAAGGAUGUUCCUAUAACACAAUCGUCUUGAUUUCCAGUCUGAGAUUUAUUCCAUAACACUGUUGACAUGGUUUCUGGUCUGACGGAUGUUCCUGGAACACAGUUGACAUGGGUUCCUUUCUGAGGGUCUGAUGGUUUCUAGUCUGUCAGUUGCUUCAAUAACAUGGUUGCCAUGGUUUACAGACCGAGAAAUGUUCUUGUAAAUCAGUUGUCAUGCUUUGCAGUCUGACAGUUGUUCCUGUAACAUGGUUGCCAUGGUUUCCAGGCUGAGAAAUGGUCCUGUAAACCAGUUGCUAUGGUUUCCAGUCAGACAGUUGUUCCUGUAACAUGGUUUCCAUGGUUUCCAGGCUGAGAAAUGUUUCUGUAAAUCAGUUGCCAUGGUUUCCAGGCUGACAGUUGUUCCUACAACACAAUUGCCAUGGUUUCCAGUCUGACGGUUUCUCCAAUAACAUGGUUUCUAAUCUGACCAUUCUGGUCAGAUCUCCAUUCUGAUAGUUGUCCCUAACAGUUUCCAUGGUUUCUAAUCUUGACAGUUGUUCCUAUAACACAGUUGCUAUGGUUUCCAGUCUGACAGUUGUCCCUAUAACAGUUUCCAUGGUUUCCAGUCUGACAGUUGUUGUUCCUAUAACACAGUUGCUAUGGUUUCCAGUCUGACAGUUGUUCCUAUAACACAGUUAGCAUGGUUUCCAGUAUGACAGUUGCUCCAAUAACAUGGUUACCAGUCUGACAGUUGUUCCUAUAACACUGUCACUAUGGUUUCCAAUCUGACAGUUGUCCCUAUAACAGUUUCCAUGGUUUCCAGUCUGAAAGUUGUUCCUAUAACACAGUUGCUAUGGUUUCCAGUCUGACAGUUGUUCCUAUAACACAGUUAGCAUGGUUUUUCCAGUCUGACAGUUGCUCCAAUAACAUGGUUACCAGUCUGACAGUUGUUCCUAUAACAUAGUUGCUAUGGUUUCCAGUCUGACAGUUGUCCCUGUAACAGUUUCCAUGGUUUCCAGUCUGACAGUUGUUCCUAUAACACAGUUGCUAUGGUUUCCAGUCUGACAGUUGUUCCUAUAACACAGUUGCUAUGGUUUCCAGUCUGACAGUUGUUCCUAUAACACAGUUAGCAUGUUUUCCAGUCUGACAGUUGCUCCAAUAACAUGGUUACCAGUCUGACAGUUGUUCCUAUAACACUGUCGCUAUGGUUUCCAGUCUGACAGUUGUCCCUAUAACAGUUGCCAUGGUUUCCAGUCUGACAGUUGUUCCUAUAACACAGUUAGCAUGUUUUCCAGUCUGACAGUUGCUCCAAUAACAUGGUUACCAGUCUGACAGUUGUUCCUAUAACACUGUCGCUAUGGUUUCCAGUCUGACAGUUGUCCCUAUAACAGUUGCCAUGGUUUCCAGUCUGACAGUUGUUCCUAUAACACAGUAGCCAUGGUUUCCAAUCUAACAGUGGCUCCAAAAACAUGGUUCCCAUGGUUAGUAGUUGGCCCUGUAACUCAGCUGCCAUGUUUCCUGGUCUUGAGCUGUUCCUAUUGUAAUGUUGUCAUGGUUUCCUGUCUGAGGGUUGUCCUUAUAAUAUGACAGCCAUGGUUUCCUGUAACAGCAAGAAUCACAUAAUGCCAAAAAUCAUUGUCAUUUAUAACCCUGCAUUUCAAAUUUGCUUGACAGGAAACUGGAGUCUUUAAUCCCACAAGAACAUCUCAGAGACGAAAAUGGUAUUUGUCAUUUUCGGUUCGUAUAUGUUUGUUUUAUCGUUGAGUGAAGUCCAGAGUGUUCACACCAGCAGUUGGCACAUCCGUAUUACUGAAUGUAGCAUGUUAAUGUGUGGAUGACUCCCUAUAUGGUUUUAGAUGCUCAAAAACAGAGAGAAAGGUUGCUGUCAUGGCCGUAAAUUUAAUUUUUCAUUAUCAGUAGUUGCCAGAUUUGAAAUGGCAGUAGUUUACACCUCGCAAUAAAAGAGAAUUUCCUGAGACUGCAGAGAAGGAAAAAAUGUUCAUUAAAUGAUAGUGGUAUUACAUUAAUAGGCCUAAAAAUGUAGGUUUUCGUUACAUAUUUAUUAUUUAUUGCUUAAAGCUUCUACAUGACAGAAACUGUAAUGUGUGUGGUAUUUAUGUGCUGUGGUCUGUUGUUUUUUGUUUUGUGUAUAGCUUGUAAAUAUGAAUAUGUUGUAGAGGACAGUGAGGCACAUUUGACCUGUGAAUAUUUCUGAUAUCCCAAAUUUUCAACCUGAAGGGAUUUGUCAUUGGGACUGAAUUCAGAUUCCUGUGUGCAUGCAUGGUACUGCAAAACCAUCAAACAUGCUUUUGUUCAAUGCAAAAUAAAAUUCUUUAACAUUGA
Molecule: messenger RNA, 3750 nt
Organism: Pimephales promelas (fathead minnow)
Lineage: Eukaryota; Metazoa; Chordata; Actinopteri; Cypriniformes; Leuciscidae
Source: RefSeq, a predicted model, not a curated record